This is a messenger RNA of Diorhabda sublineata, 734 nucleotides long. It is a transcript of the gene mRpL13, whose product is annotated as 39S ribosomal protein L13, mitochondrial. The record is from RefSeq and is a predicted model, not a curated record. The transcript has 4 exons. Gene Ontology annotation, biological process: negative regulation of translation; translation. Gene Ontology annotation, molecular function: mRNA binding; structural constituent of ribosome. NCBI's taxonomy places the organism in Eukaryota, Metazoa, Arthropoda, Insecta, Coleoptera, Chrysomelidae. Bases 114 to 650 code for a protein of 178 amino acids. Gene Ontology annotation, cellular component: mitochondrial large ribosomal subunit; ribosome.
AAUAAAUGAAAAAGAAGAAGAAUUUAGUUUUCAAAAAUAAAUUUAUCAAAUAUAUGAAAAUAAUUCGUAUUGUUUUUAAUGCAAAUAACUGAUAAUCACUCAAUUCUAUUAUCAUGUCUGUCUUAAAUCGAGUUCAGCAAUGGGCAACAUUUGCAAGAGUGUGGCAUAUAUAUGAUGCUGCCUGGCAAAAUCCGUUUCAAUCCGCUGAACUAGUAAAAAAAUAUCUUAUGGGACUUCACAAACCUAUUUAUCAUCCAAUGAAUGACUGUGGUGACCAUGUUAUAGUGAUUAAUAGCAAUGAUAUUGCAUUACCUGGAGAUGAAUGGAAAAAAAGAGUUUACUUUCAUCACACUGGUUAUCCAGGAGGUGCAAGUUGGACCUUAGCUUGGGAAUUACACCAGAAAGAUCCUACAAUGGUAUUAAAAAAAGCUGUUUAUAACAGUAUGGAUGGUAACCUUCAAAGGCGCAGUACAAUGGAGAGACUUCAUAUUUUCCCUGAUGCUAAUGUUCCUACUAAAUUAUUGGCAAAUGUUUCUAACCAGAUAGCAGCACCAAGAAUGAAACCAAGACGAUUAGACCAUUACUCUGAAGAGGAGGUUAAACAAUUUCCCAAACUUAUUGAUUUACCAAAAAAUUAUAUUCCUCGAUGAUAAACUUUCGUAUGUUAGUGUAAAUAGUUUUUAAAAUAAAGUGUAUUAUUUCUUUGGGUAAUAGAACUAAUCAAUGAUUAAUUU